AUGCCAGCACCGCCACCGCCAGCACCGCCACCGCCACCGCCAGCCCCCCCGAAGGCUGCUUCGGGUGAAAAGACCACGACCGUUGGCGGUGCUGCGUCGGCUCUUUUUGCAGAGAUUCAAAGCUGCGGUGACAACAUCGCGACGCGACUGCGUCACGUGCAGGACCACGAAAAGGCGUACAAGCAGAAAAUUCAGCACGGCGAAUUAGACUUCUCUGAUUUUGAGGUGAAAAAGGCCGAGGCGGAUGCACGGCGUCAAGAGCAAAGUAAUUUGACGGCCGCUGCCACAGUGGAUGAACCGGUGCUGCAGCUUGAGGGCGAUAAGCGCUGGGUUGUGAAGUACCAGAAGGGUACAAGUGCCGAGCAGAAAAAAUUGACUCUUGACAAGGUGCACAUGCGGCAUGCCGUUCAGAUUUGCAACUGUGAAUAUGUCAUGGUUGAAAUUAAGGGUAAGGUGAAUUCGGUUUCUGUUUUUUCCUGCAACCGAGUACAGAUUGUGAUGGAGAGCGUGGUGUCCUCCCUUGAGGUGCUGAAGUCGGGGAACGUGGACGUGAAAGUGCAUCGAGCCGUCCCAACCGCCUCUGUAGAGAAGAGCACAUCGGUAAAUUUAUACCUUAUGGAAAGGGAUGAAGCGCUUCAAACGGAGAUUGUUACGGCAUGCAGUUCUGCAGUGAAUGUCAACUUUCCCUCGGAAGAGGACGCCAACGACAUCAUUGAGCGGCCUCUACCGGAGCAGUUUGUUUCCAAGAUUGUGCGUGACAAAAAGGGCGGAUUCAAAAUUGCCACAACCCCCUGCGAGAAUGUUUAG
This is a messenger RNA of Trypanosoma cruzi, 807 nucleotides long. RefSeq names its product G-actin binding protein, putative. The record is from RefSeq and is a predicted model, not a curated record. Gene Ontology annotation, molecular function: adenylate cyclase binding; actin binding. Lineage: Eukaryota; Euglenozoa; Kinetoplastea; Trypanosomatida; Trypanosomatidae. Gene Ontology annotation, biological process: cytoskeleton organization; regulation of adenylate cyclase activity. Bases 1 to 807 code for a protein of 268 amino acids. Gene Ontology annotation, cellular component: cytoplasm. The transcript has a single exon.